Musca vetustissima is the source of this 3922-nucleotide messenger RNA. RefSeq names its product GATA zinc finger domain-containing protein 14 (gene f). The coding region runs from base 1 to 3921 and encodes 1306 amino acids. Lineage: Eukaryota; Metazoa; Arthropoda; Insecta; Diptera; Muscidae. Gene Ontology annotation, biological process: actin filament bundle assembly. The record is from RefSeq and is a predicted model, not a curated record. The transcript has 12 exons. Gene Ontology annotation, molecular function: actin filament binding. Gene Ontology annotation, cellular component: cytoplasm.
AUGCAUUAUGCAGCGGCAAGAGGUUGUUUGGAUUGCGUGCAACUAUUGGUAGCAGCAUCAGCUGAUAUUUGCGCCAAUACGCAAAUGGACAAUGAUGUCACACCAGUCUAUCUGGCAGCACAAGAGGGUCAUUUGGAAGUUCUCAAAUUUCUAGUAUUAGAGGCUGGUGGCUCAUUAUAUGUACGGGCCCGGGAUGGCAUGGCUCCCAUACAUGCGGCCUCACAAAUGGGCUGUUUGGAUUGUGUUAAAUGGAUGGUACAAGAUCAAGGCGUUGAUCCGAAUUUACGUGAUGGUGAUGGUGCCACACCAUUACACUUUGCUGCCUCACGUGGUCAUCUCUCUGUGGUGCGUUGGCUGCUCAGUCAUGGUGCUAAAUUAUCUCUGGACAAAUACGGUAAAUCGCCCAUAAAUGAUGCAGCAGAAAAUCAACAAGUUGAGUGUCUGAACGUGCUGGUGCAACAUGGAACAUCUGUUGACUACAAUAAUGGACGUGAAAAGAAUACAACAUCAAAACAUGGCAAAUCUACAUCAUCGUCGUCAUCUAGCCGCAAUGUUGCUGCACAGCAUCAUCAUCAGCAGCUGCAGUCGCCACAGCAGCAACACCAUUACCAUCAUCAAAACGGUGGUGGUGGUGGCAAUAACUCCGCAAUGGGUCACAGCAAUUCUCAUGGCAGCUGCAACAAUUCGAUGAGCAGCAAACAGACCAGUCGUAGCAACACCAUCAAAUCGAAAACAUCAUCGACCAUGAGCUCCGACCAGGAACCGUUCUAUUUGCAUCCGCCAUCAACAAUGGGUGCACGCAGCAAGGCCAGUGAAUCGAUAUACACCGCUCAGUCGCAGCAUUCCCGCUCGUCGUCCGACAAGCUUUACAACGGCUCCUUGGUUCCCAAUAAUGAUGGCCUCUAUGUAAAUCCAAUGCGUGUAAAUGGCGUGUAUACACCACCCUCGCCGACCGGUAGCAUUUCGGGGGAUUCUUUUUUCCUCCACGACCCCCAAGAGGUGAUUUAUAAUCGAGUACGUGAUCUAUUCGAUUCCGAUUCGAGUAGUGUCAAACAUUCGAAUCCUCACCGCCAACCCAGUCAUCAUCAAAAGCCGAAAUCGAAUCAUAAUUCCACACCCAGUUCCAAUGCCUUGACCAUUCAGGCAGAUGUCCAUUCAAGUUCCAGUGGGGCUGGUAGUGGUUCGGAUGAGUCGGCCUCCAUUGCAUCGAGCAACAGCAACACGAACAAAUCAAAUGGCAGCAUUCAAAAGCCACAAUCACAAUCGAAUAGUCAUGACCAUGACUAUGAGGAUAUCUAUUUGGUGCGAGAGGAUGCCCGCAAAAAUCAACAAAAAUAUAUGGUCGGUAGAUCUCGCUCGAGAGAUAGUGGAUCGCAUUCACGUUCGGCAUCAGCCUCGUCGACACGCAGCACCGAUGUUGUUCUACAAUAUAGUAAUCAUAAUCUAAAUAACAAACGUGACAACAACAACAGCAUUUUAAAUCGCAAUAAAUCACAAUCGAUCAUUGGUCUGCAUGGCAAAUACGACAAUGCUUCGAUACGUUCGAAAGACAGUUAUGGCAGUAAAAAUGUGAAUUUGAAAAAUCAUCUGAACAGCAGUAGUGGUGGUGGCAUCAAAAGCGAUACCUACGAGAGUGUGUGUCCACCAGAAGAUGUUGUAGAACGCACACGGCAGGCCAAUAAGAAUUCCGUGAUACGAAAUAAUCUGGAUCACAGCAAUGGUGGAUUGCAGCACUAUGGCAGUCAAAGCAAACUAUCGAUGAACAAUAACAACAAUUCCAAUCAAGUUGGCGGCAAUAUAAAUAACAGCAAUCAGAAUCUGUAUAAUAGCAGCAAUAGUAUAAAUAGUAACAAUUCUAACAACAACAACAAUGGCAAUGGUAAUAAUCAAAAUAAUCGCAUUUUGAAACGAGUUUCCUCGGCACCGCCAAUCCAAAAUACAGAAAUUGCAACUGGUCCACCUCCACCACCAUUACCGCCACCACUGCGUGCAGCAACAGGACAAUAUGGACAUCAUCAGCAGCAGCAACAGCAGCCACAACAACACUAUCAACAUGGCAAAAAUAAUUCCGAUUAUUCCAAUUCUUCCAAUUCAUGUCAUGGUGGCUCAAAUACCAACAUUCAUAUGGAAAAUGGUGGCAUGGAUUCAGAUUCUGGUUUAGAAGUUGUUGAAGAACCCAGUCUACGGCCAUCAGAAUUAGUUCGUGGCAAUCAUAAUCGUACAAUGUCAACGAUUUCUGCCAACAAGAAAGCUAAGCUACUUAAUGGAGGCUCAAGCGUGCAACAGCCAACGUCUACAGGCAACAAUGGUGAAAUUAACAACAACAACAAUAUGGGUGGUAGCAACAAUCAUCAUUACCACAACAACAACAACAACAACGGCAGCAGCAACAAUGGUGGCUAUCAACAUCUUCAGAACGGUAACGGUGGCGGUAAUUAUGGCAAAAAUUCAUCUCAUUAUCAACAUUUGCAACACAACGGCAGCUCGGGUGGCAGUAUUGCAGGAACAUUACAACACAACGGCGGCGGCGGCAACUAUUCGUCACAACAAAAUUCUCAACAGCAUCAUUACAAUCAAAUACAACAGCAACAACAAAUUUAUGGUUCAUCAGCUGAGGAUCAUUACGAAUUGACACAGGCCCAAUACGGUCACAACACAGCUGCUGGUGGUAACGCCUCCUCCGGCCGUCCCAAUGGCCCUAAUCUUGUAAAUAAACAAUUGGUAUUGCCAUUUGUGCCACCCAGUUUCCCCAAUAACUCAUUGGAUGGCAUUACACAUCUUAUCAAGCCAUCGGAAUAUUUGAAAAGUAUCAGCGAUAAGCGUUCAUGUCCAUCAUCAGCUAGGUCUACGGAUUCAGAAGACUAUAUGCAUAUACAGGUGUCAAAUCAGCAUCCUGUAGCAUUUGAUCCACCAAAACCGCCACCACCACCGCCAUUGCCAAUGACACCAUUGCCACAACACAAUACGAUUAAUAACAACGAUCGUCACAACAACGGUAAAUCGAUAAGUCUACAGUCGCAAAAUUCCCAUCAUCAGGAUACGACAACAAGAAAACAGCAUCAGCCAUUGUCAGCGAUAUCUAUACAAGACUUAAAUAGUGUACAGCUUCGUCGCACCGAUACACAAAAAGUACCCAAACCCUAUCAAAUGCCUGCCCGCAGUCUCAGCAUGCAGUGCCUCUCGUCGACAAACGAUACCUAUUUGAAAACGGAUCUUAUUGCCGAAUUAAAAAUCUCCAAAGAUAUACCGGGCAUUAAAAAAAUGAAAGUGGAAAAACAAAUGGCCAAUCGUUUCGAUUCGGAACAUUAUUCGGAAAUAACAAAACAAUUUACGGCCAGCAAUUAUGUUGAUCAAAUUUAUUUACAGAUACCGGAGAAAGAUCCAGCCGGUAAUAUUAUACCCGAUUGGAAGCGGCAAAUGAUGGCUAAAAAGGCAGCCGAGAAGGCUAAGAAAGAAUUUGAAGAACGCAUGGCAAAGGAGGCGGAAAAUCGUCGACUCUCUCAGAUACCACAAUGGAAACGUGAUUUGUUGGCACGUCGCGAAGAAACGGAAAAUAAAUUAAAAGCUGCAGUUUACACUCCUAAAGUAGAAGAGAACAAUCGUGUGGCCGAUACAUGGCGUCUUAAGAAUCGGGCCAUGUCCAUUGAUAAUAUUUCCAUGGUUUCCUGUGCCACCGAAAUUGUUUCCAGCCACAUUAAUAAGGAGAACACCACUAAUGGUUAUGGUUACUCACAAAAUGGUCAUAGCGGAGAAAAUGGUAAAACUAUGAAUGGAGAUAAUUCUCAGCAAAAUAACAGCGAAUCUCAGCAGCAACAACAACAGCAAACGCAACAACAACAACAUGAUGAUGAAGAUAAUGAAAAUAUUAUACCAUGGCGUGCUCAAUUGAGAAAAACCAAUAGCAGACUGAGUUUAAUUUAAG